Lobosporangium transversale is the source of this 665-nucleotide messenger RNA. RefSeq lists its product as hypothetical. The record is from RefSeq and is a predicted model, not a curated record. Gene Ontology annotation, biological process: double-strand break repair via homologous recombination; proteasome assembly; mRNA export from nucleus. The transcript is spliced from 2 exons. Gene Ontology annotation, cellular component: proteasome regulatory particle, lid subcomplex; proteasome complex. The coding region runs from base 333 to 542 and encodes 69 amino acids. NCBI's taxonomy places the organism in Eukaryota, Fungi, Mortierellomycota, Mortierellomycetes, Mortierellales, Mortierellaceae.
CGAAUACUUGCACAUUUAAACAAGAACAUGGCAUUGGAGCAGCAAAACAAUAAGCCAGGAGCACAGCAGCCUCAGUUGAAUGGACUAGAGGAAGACGACGAGUUUGAAGAGUUUGCUGCACAAGGUAAGCAUUUCUUUCCCUAAUGCAAUUUGAACCAACAGUAUUCGUUUAUUCUUUUUUUAUUUUUUAUUUUUUAAUAUUAAAGCAGUUAGAAGAGAGAAACACAGGCUCUUUCAAGUCUAAGCCGAAAAAGACCUAUGAAAGAUAUGGAUCUAUGGAUCUAUAGCUGUUGUUUCUUUUUUAUAUUUUUUUGGAAUAUCUUGAGUAUCUGAUGAUGGCAUAUGGCAAACUACCUAAAUCUGACGUCUUUAAGUAUACGAUUAUCUUUAAUAAUGAACUAAACAAUAUAGAUUGGAAUGAAGCUGAGGAAGAGAAGGAUGCACACCAGUGGGACGACAACUGGGAUGAUGAUGAUGUUGAAGAUGACUUUUCAAACCAGCUCAGGGCUGAGCUUCAAAAGGCAAACGCAAUCCAAGCGUGAACAGGCAUGGAAGCAGGAUAGGGAUCAUUGAAAUAAACAACGCAAUAACGCAAAAUUCAACAAAUCAUAAUUAUUUCUUUAUAGUUUGUUCAAUUCAAAUAAGAAUGUCUACUCUUUCUACAC